AUGUCUCAAACAAGCGUUACCUGUACCACGCGGACCAUGUCCACUCUCAAAUCCUCGAAAUGCCUGAGCAUCAAUAAUAUGAACCCUUCCAUCAAAGCGGCCAAGUACGCCGUGCGCGGUGAAUUGGCCGUCAAGGCUGAAGAAUACCGCCACCGUUUGGGUCAAGGCGACAAGUCGUUGCCCUUUGACAGUGUAAUCUUUGCCAACAUCGGCAACCCUCAGCAGCUAGACCAGAAGCCCAUCACCUUCUUCCGCCAGGUACUCAGUCUAGUUGAGAACCCGCUUUUGCUGGACAACUCCGAGGCUCUCAAGACCUCAUUCGGAUAUCCUCAAGACGUUAUUGACCGUGCCACAACGCUGCUAGCUGAAAUCCAGAGUGCUGGAGCUUACAGUCACAGUCAAGGUGUGCCAGCGAUUCGCAACAGCGUUGCCAAGUUCAUUGAAGAGCGUGACGGCUUCCCUGCCAAUGCGCAGGACUUGUUCUUGACCGCUGGCGCUUCUUCUGGCGUCAGCACCCUUCUGAGUGUCAUUUGUAAUAGCCCUAAUGCCGGUGUAUUGGUUCCCAUCCCCCAGUACCCUCUUUAUACUGCAACCCUUGCGCUUUUGAAUGCGCACUGCGUCCCUUACCUGCUUAAUGAGCAGAAAGCGUGGGGCACAGACAUUGAUGUCAUGCACCAAUCUAUGAAGGACGCCAAGGCUGCCGGCAUCGAAGUCCGCUCCGUCGUCGUUAUCAACCCCGGUAACCCGACAGGAGCCUCGCUCAGCGCAGACGAUAUUAAGAAGGUUAUCGAUAUUGCCGCUGAGGAGAGCCUCGUCAUCAUCGCCGACGAGGUGUACCAGACCAAUGUCUUCACUGGCGAGUUCAUCUCUUUCAAGAAGCGUCUCCGCCAGCUGCAGCAGGAACAACCUGGCAAGUACGACGAUGUCGAGUUGGUAUCCCUACACAGCAUUUCCAAGGGUAUGGUUGGCGAGUGCGGCCAUCGCGGUGGUUACUUCGAGCUGGUCGGCUUUGACCCGUUGGUUCAAGAGCAGGUUUACAAGCUCGUUAGUAUCGGACUUUGCCCACCGGUCGUGGCACAGUGUCUGCUCGAGACCAUGGUCAACCCUCCCAAGGCCGGCGAUGCCAGCUUCGAGGUCUACAAUGAAGAAUAUACUAAGAUCGAAAGUGGUCUUCAAAAGCGUGCCCUCGCUUUGUACGAUGCCUUCCAGCGCAUGGAGGGCGUUGAAUGCCAAAUGCCCCAGGGCGCCAUGUACCUUUUCCCCACCAUCAACCUCCCAGCCAAGGCCAUCGAAGCCGCCAAGGCCGAAGGUCGCCCCGCUGAUGAAUUCUACUGUCUCCGCAUGCUAGACGCAACCGGUGUAUGCGUCGUUCCAGGAUCUGGAUUUGGUCAGAAGGAGAACACCCUUCACUUCCGCACUACCUUCCUUGCUCCCGGCACCGACUGGGUCGAGCGCAUUGUCAAGUUCCACGCCGAAUUCCUGAAACAGUACGAGUAG
Molecule: messenger RNA, 1497 nt
Organism: Penicillium taxi
Lineage: Eukaryota; Fungi; Ascomycota; Eurotiomycetes; Eurotiales; Aspergillaceae
Product: putative alanine aminotransferase
Exons: 2
Coding region: 1-1497 (498 amino acids)
Biological process (GO): biosynthetic process
Molecular function (GO): pyridoxal phosphate binding; L-alanine:2-oxoglutarate transaminase activity
Source: RefSeq, a predicted model, not a curated record